Messenger RNA from Sinocyclocheilus rhinocerous, 1136 nucleotides. RefSeq names its product terminal uridylyltransferase 4-like. Lineage: Eukaryota; Metazoa; Chordata; Actinopteri; Cypriniformes; Cyprinidae. The transcript has 6 exons. Gene Ontology annotation, biological process: RNA 3'-end processing. Bases 63 to 1136 code for a protein of 357 amino acids. Gene Ontology annotation, molecular function: nucleotidyltransferase activity. The record is from RefSeq and is a predicted model, not a curated record.
AACCUUCAACCCAGAGCCCUUCGGGCUUUUCUUCAGUCUCGUCCGGAGAGCAGUAGAGUGGCAUGGAGGACCCCAAAAGCCCCGUGAAAGUGGUCAAAUCUUCCCGCUCGUGCGGGGGCAAGACGCCGUCCUCCAAACCCCAGUGGGAGAGCGCCAAAGUCCCGAGCCGAAGCAAGGACGCCGUCCCCAGGGUGAAAGAGGAGAUCCAGGGCGGCCCCAGCGCUUUCAGGACCCGCACCGGCAGCCCUCAGGAGCCGGGGAAGGGCAAAGCCCGCAGGCUGACAGGCAGAACUAACUCUGGCGAGAGGGGGAAAGGGAAGCCCCAGCCGAGUGAAGGCCGUCAGCAAAACCAGGAGAACAAAACUCCGGUUCGAAACAGUGGACCGGUCAAAGAUGGAGGAGCAGCACCGCUGACCAGUACAGCAGAGGAGAUCUCAACACACGACAACACCAUCACCGCUAAAGACAAGAUACCCGGUGUGGAGGCGGGCAGACAGAGAGGCAAGGUCACAGCAGAGGUUGUGGAGGUUGGAAUCCUGACCUCUGACCAGCAGCUGGGACUCAAACAGGCAGAGGAGAGACUGCAGAGGGACUACAUCCACCGGCUGCUCAAGCCGUCACCGGAGUACCCGAAUUUCCAGUAUCUAUGCAAACUGUGUUCAGUCCACGUGGAAAACAUCCAGGGUGCUCACAAGCACAUUAAAGAGAAACGUCACAAGAAGAACAUCAUGGAGAAGCAGGAGGAGAAUGAGUUGCGAGCGCUGCCGGGUCCCUCUCCGGCCCAGUUGAGGGUGCUAGACUCGGCCGUGCUGGAAGCGGCAGAGGUGCAUGGCAUCUCGGAGGAAGACUUCGCGCUGAGGCAAGCCGUGGUGCUCAGGAUGGAGGGGAUUAUACUCAAACAACUCACAGCGUGCUCUCUCCAUCUGUACGGCUCCUGUCUCACCCGCUUCGCCUUCAAAACGAGUGACGUCAACAUCGACGUCUCUUAUCCCUCCUCUAUGACUCGGCCUGAUGUGCUGAUCCAGGUGCUGGAGAUCCUCAAGAACAGCGGUAAGUUUCACUUUAAUUCAACCACAAACCAUUAUAAUCCUACACUACGUUUAAAUGGACUGGUCAAUCAGUUUGUUGUUGUCUGA